Messenger RNA from Phoenix dactylifera (date palm), 1923 nucleotides. Lineage: Eukaryota; Viridiplantae; Streptophyta; Magnoliopsida; Arecales; Arecaceae. The record is from RefSeq and is a predicted model, not a curated record.
UUCCUCAUUUCUUUUCUCGAAAAAAGAGGGGAGGGGGAGAGAGAGAGAGAGAGAGGCGGAGAGACAUGGCGUCCUCCGCCGCCCUUCCGCCGAACCAAAACAACCACGCCGCUGGUGUGAGCGGCGGAGAGGGCUACGCCGCCAACUCCGGCGGCAGCACCGCGGGCCGUCAACCCCUGACUUUCUGGUGCCACGAGUGCGACAUGAGCGUGACGCUCCUUCCCUCCUCCUCAUCCUCCUCCUCCCCUCCGCCUCUCCUCUGCCCCGAGUGCCGCGGCGAAUUCCUCGAGGAGAUGGAGCUCCCCGCCUCCCCCCCUCCCCGCCACGACCAAACCCUAACCCUAACGCUCUCCCUUUCCGACUCCGACUCUGACUCCGACGACCCUGACGACGUAGACGGCAUCGGCGACUCCCCCGACGGCGACGACCGACGCCGCCGCCGGCGCGCGUUAAACCAGUCCUACCUCCGCCGCCUCAUCCGCCAACUCACCGCCGGAGAAGGCCGCUCCCUCCCCCUCCCCCUCCCCGUCCGUGGCCCAUCGCCGGCCCCCCAGGCCUCCAUCGACGCCCUCCCUUCCGUCCAGAUCUCCAACCCCUCCCUCCUCUGCGCCGUCUGCAAGGACGAGUUCCCCCUCCAUUCCAACGCCCGCCAGCUCCCCUGCUCCCACCUCUACCACUCUGACUGCAUCGUCCCCUGGCUCUCCCUCCACAACUCCUGCCCCGUCUGCCGCUUCCGCCUCCCCUCCGUCGACUCCUCCGCCGCCCCCGCCGCCGCGGACCACCGCCGACCCCGCAUGUCUGUCCGGUUCGGGAGCUUCUUUGAUGAUGAUGAUGAUGGGGAUGAUGGCGGCGGAGUCCUGGCCAUCCGAACCGCGCUCCACCGCAUCAGGAGGAGGCACCGCCAGAUGCUGCGAGCGCGGCCGUCAGCGUCCGCGGUGGGUGAGGCGUCCCCCACCCAGAUGGCGCAGGCUGAGACGGGGUCGUCUGGGCCGGCUACCAGUGGGGAGACGGUGUCAUCGGAAUGGCCGGUGGAAGGGGGAGGAGGAUCGGCUGGUGGAAGGGUGGAUGAUGAGGGGGAUGCUGUGAUGUCAGAUAUUAGGGUGGAUUUGUUCGAUUGACUUGCGAGGGUACCAUUAGCUAAACUCCAGAUCCUGAAUCAUGAUUGCUGGGACUUGGGAGAAUGCGCUAGAUCUUUUGGAGAUAUUCGUGAUUAUAUGGAUUUCUAGCUCAGCUUUGUUUAGAUUAAUUAAUCUUAGUUUGGAUAUUUUAUUUGAUUUGAAUAAUAAUAAUAAUUAGUUAUAAUAUUUUGAUUUAUGUUGCUUUGGGAUAAUUGAUUAUGAGAAUGAUUUGUUUAGAUCUUGAUUAGAUUAAUUUUUGAAGAUUGAAGAAUUAUUAUUGCUGCUUGGAGAUGAUUAUGAUUUGAUCAGCAGCCUUGCAUGCUUGUAUGGUUUGCCUUGCAGGUAUGCGGCGUCUGUUACGCUCUGGAUUCAGGGCGUAACAUUACCUCCUUAGAACCUCAGAUUACCUGGACCAUAAUCAGGUAAUGUACUGACUGCUUGACCCAGUAUCAACUUUUCUCCAACACGUGACACAGGUAUCAAGUGUCCAAGUGCCAUAGGAUUUGGACACAGGAAACUUAAAAAAAGAAAAUCAGAUAUCAGGGACAGGCCCAUGUUAAAUAGAUGUAUUUUAGAUAUGUACAAAUGUAUUUAUGAUGAAUAAUUUUUUUGUACCAAUUGCUUUGUAAUUCAACAGAGCUUGCAGAAGCUUCACUAAGUGUUUUGUUAUAGUUGAAUUAGGUAUGACGUCCACAGGUUAUAUCUAACUGUGAUGACAUUAUGGUUUGUUGAUUUACAAGUGUCAUAUGGUGUGUUAUGAAAUGUGCAAGUAUCUAAGUGUUUGGAAACAUUUAAAAAAAAAAAA